AGUCGCGUCGCCCCUGCAGCCUCCGCCGCCUCGCAGCCACAGAGAGCAGCCAUGGCCGCCCGACACCUGCUCCCACUCGCGCUGCUCUGCGCAGCCGCCAAAGCUGCGCUCUGGAUGCCGCUGCCCAGCUACAUCACGCCCUGCUCGCGGAACGACCCCGAUGUGAGCGGCUGCGCCCUCAAGUCCGGUCGCGCCGCCAUGAAGGACUUCAUUAACGGGGACCGUCAGUACCGUAUCCCAUCGCUGAACCCGUUGCGCAUCGAUACGCUGGCUGUGGACGAAGGCUCGGGGCCGCUGGGGCUGGCCUUCGUCGCCAACAACGGAACUGUCUAUGGGCUUGCUGACACAAGCAUCGAUGACGUUAGGAUUGAUCUCAAAAACCAGCAUGUGGAGUAUGAUUUAACAAUGCCACGCCUUGAGCUCCUCUGUAUCUACAAUGUAAGUGGGAAGGUGCUUCUAUUGCCCAUCGUUGGGAAUGGGCCAGGCAAUAUAACACUAAUUGGUGUGAAGAUACGCUACAUAUAUGAUUUUGGGUUUGAGUCCCGAACACGUGAUGGUGAGACUAAAUCAUUUGCCAUUCCCAAGAACAGCAAAUUGGAAUACAAUGUCACACGUGCCUACAUCCACCUUGAUAAUCUCUUCAAUGGUGACAAAUUAUUAGGGGAAACAACAAAUAGAGUACUGAAUGAAAACUGGCAAGACCUCGCUAAGGAAGUAGGACCUACAAUAGCAGAGGCCAUUGGAGAAGUCAUGCGACAAAUUCUACAAAAUAUUUUUGAUGUUGUAUCCUAUGAAGAUGCUUUCCCUGAUAAAGUGUAACAACAACACACAGUGAUGGAGAUGUUGUAUACCUAUGCAGUGAAGCAACAGAGCUCCAGUCCGCUGAAUCCACAUACCUAUUGGACAAGAUUAAUCAAUGUUCUGAAUACCAGUAGGCUAUGGACUUGCUGAACAAACCUAAGAAUAACAAUGGUGCUACAAGUUUGCUCUUUACUUGUGCAAUUUAAUUCAUGCCAGGACUGAGAAUGUACAAGAUACUUGGUAACCUACCCAAAAAUUUAUGUACUUGUUUAUUAAAAAGAUGUGAAUUAACUUGUAAAUGGGUACUGAGCAAAAGGUACAACCAGGCUUUCUUCGUGUGUCAAUAAUUGUCAUUUUUGGGAAGGGCAGUCCUCUGACCUGUUACACAGAUUGAGUCACGUAGGAUGUAACACCUUUUUAUUUCAUGAACAGUUCCAGGUAUCGAAACAAGGUUUUCUGCUGUUUACAGUAUGCUUAGGGGUACAUAAUGUAUUGUAUGGAUAAUUCUCUGAAUUCUAAUCUCAGCUGAAGUGUUGAAACAAGUAUGGUUUUUUAAGGAAUAAUAUACCUACAUUUUAUAACUGCAUUGAGUAGCUCUUGGAAAUACAAUUGCAUUGAUAUAGUGCUUCUUAAUAUAGAUGUUGAGCCUUUCACAAAAGAAUCCAUGACAGGUACUACAAUGGGAAAGAAAUGUGGUCAAAUCCAGCUAUUGUGAUGUAAACACCACUGAGCAGAGCUCUCAUGCCAGGCUCCAUCAUUAUAAGCAGCAGGACAGGCCUAUGUUACCAAGAUAAAACCUCAUGUAGAUACAGUGCCUGGAGACACCUGAAUGCAAAGAUAACACACCUGCUGUUGGACAAAUGUCCCUAUAAGUACUACUCAAAAAUGUAAUUAAAUGGAACUCACUUCAAAUAAACUAAAAAUUUUAUGCAGAAUGACUGACAACAUGUCACUCACAAAUAAAUACUUUUAUUAAUGAAA
This is a messenger RNA of Schistocerca cancellata (South American locust), 1782 nucleotides long. Its product is annotated as protein takeout-like. Bases 52 to 819 code for a protein of 255 amino acids. The record is from RefSeq and is a predicted model, not a curated record. Lineage: Eukaryota; Metazoa; Arthropoda; Insecta; Orthoptera; Acrididae. The transcript is spliced from 7 exons.